AUGCCGGCAGUUACAACCAGAGGAAGCACAACGCAUUGCAUUACUCGACCUCUACCUGUAUCAACCAGAACCGGCUACUAUCUGUAUAGAGUGUGGCUUCGCCUUAAAGGCCGAUGGCGACCGUGUGUCUCGGCACCUCGGGGAGAAGCAUGGCCUUUCGAGGAAGACGAGAUGGGGCCUAACAAGCUGAUCAACUCGCUACAGCUCCCAGGUCCUCGCCAGCUGCCGCCUAGGCAAGGCGGUUGUCUGCAGCACCCGCACUUGGCCUUGCAGAGAGCUGCUGCAUGCUCCUACUACCGUUUCCGCUCCACAAGCUAUGAUCUCUUAUCUCGACACCUAAAGAAGGAGCACCGCCGCGAGGUCAUGGCAAGGAGGUCAUCCGGGUACUGGCUGCGAGACCACAUUCAGGACGGGCUGCGAGAUCACAUUCAGGACAAUAUCCUCUUUCAGAGCUGGCUUCCCGGUGACAUCCUUGCCGCCUGGCGCGUGUCCGCCUCUGCCGUAGAAAAGCCUACCCUGGCUCUCCUGGCUGUGAAGGACGCCGAGUUAGACAGGCAAGCCGAAGCCAUCUGUGCCGCCGAGCUACAGCGCCUCACCAGUGCGUCAUUGUCUUCGCCGCUCCAGCCAUCUGCACGACCCAGCGCUCGUACGGCCAGGGAGCCGCUGUCGCCCAUCCUCGUGAGCAACUGGAUGUGCCGGACGGGAUGGGAGGCUCUCUUCGCGAAUGCAAACCGGCGUCUCCUUAUUGCGAUACGGUGCCACGCAAGCUCGUCCAUCCUGGUUAUCCCUUAUAGAUUCGGCUGGGUUCCCAGUUCCUUCACGAACAUUCCCACCAGGCCUUUUCAUUUAGCGUAG
Messenger RNA from Metarhizium robertsii ARSEF 23, 855 nucleotides. RefSeq lists its product as uncharacterized. Bases 1 to 855 code for a protein of 284 amino acids. The record is from RefSeq and is a predicted model, not a curated record. The transcript has a single exon. NCBI's taxonomy places the organism in Eukaryota, Fungi, Ascomycota, Sordariomycetes, Hypocreales, Clavicipitaceae.